Messenger RNA from Paramecium sonneborni, 709 nucleotides. Lineage: Eukaryota; Ciliophora; Oligohymenophorea; Peniculida; Parameciidae. The record is from the annotation of a GenBank genome assembly.
UCUAUGUCCAUUAAUAAAAGAGGUUUAUCAAAAGAAUUUCAAGAGCGAAUUAUUAAUGAUUUGGGCAUAGUGUAAUGUGAUGAUUUUCAUGAUGGUACAUGCUUGUAUGCAGCAUUUGUAAGAUUGCUUUAAUUGAUUCCUAAAUCAUACAAAUACUAUAUUCCCAUACAUUUAAUCCCAUUUCUUAUCUUCAAAAGGAAGAGAGUGAUGUAAAGGUAGAAAAUGAAAGAAUUUAUUAAGACCUAUAAAGACGAUAUCAGUUGCAAUUUAUAAUUAUGCUAAAUCAGUUUUAUUUGUAUCUCUUUAUGUCGCUAUUUGUAAAUAUGCCUUAUGUAAACUUAAAAAUAUUAGAUAAAAAGUUGAUGGUAAAUAAUAUAUUAGAUCUUUAAAGGUUGGAAUCCUGCUUUAGCAGCAUCAGUUGCUUGUUCAGCACUUUUCUUAGAAUCUGAAGGUAGAAGAUAAGAAAUAGCAUUAUUUAUAUUUCCUAAAUCAUUAGAAACUGCAUGGAGAUUGCUUAAAAAAAGGGGAUAUGUAUCUUCUAUUAAAGCAUGGGAAUUAUUCUUAUUUGGCCUUGCUAUGGGAAUUAUUAAUUAUUUCUAUCAUUAUGAUGUAAUAUUUUAUAUUCUAUAUUAGGAUGCAGCAAUCAAAUCCACAUAUUUAACUAUAUUUAAAAAUUUCUGGGGUUAAGAUUGAUUAAGUUACUAAUGUG